AUGUCGCGCUUUGGAGCCAAAAAGGGCAAUCGCGCGCCCGGCGCUGAAUUCACUUGGGACACGGACCCUGGGGGUGUGCCGGACACUGCUCCUACUCCAUUAUAUCCAGCAUAUGUUGUCCCAUUUGCGCGCAAGCUCUCUGAAAAAGAGCAGAGCGAGGUGAACUAUUACCGACACCUCCGCGAACGAUUCCACGAGGGACCAUACUACUCUGUUCUCGAUACCUCUUCCUCCUCGGCCAAAAAGGGUAGUGCUGCGCGCGCCAACUUCGAUGCCUUCCACGGCAUGCCCUCUUAUUCCGGUCGAUACCAGAAGAAGAGAAGAACACUUCCUAAGGUCGCAAAUAUUGGUCGCGAAUAUGAAACACGAUACUUCCCUCGCGAGCUCUGGCAGACCAUCAUGCCCAACUUCCGCCCCAACGCAUCCAUCGAUGGUUACCACAUGCAAAAUGCUGCUAUCGGUAUCAAGCGUGGCUUUGAAGAUGACGAGGACGAGGAGGAUGAGGCCGCAAAGCGUCGCGCCACUGGGGGGGAUGAAGAUGACGGAGAGGGAGAUGUUGACGAGGGCGAAUUGCUAGAAGGCGAUGAAGAGGCCGAAGAAGAGAUUGUGGAUGAUGACUUUGAAGAUGAUGAGGAUGAUAUGGGUGGUGAUUACAACGCAGAACAAUACUUCGACGGCGGUGACGACGAAUUCGGCGAUGAUGGCUUCGGUGAUGGUGGAGGCGGCGGUGAUGAGGAUACCUACUGA
Messenger RNA from Penicillium cataractarum, 747 nucleotides. Its product is annotated as DNA-directed RNA polymerase III subunit C31. The record is from RefSeq and is a predicted model, not a curated record. Lineage: Eukaryota; Fungi; Ascomycota; Eurotiomycetes; Eurotiales; Aspergillaceae. Gene Ontology annotation, biological process: transcription by RNA polymerase III. The coding region runs from base 1 to 747 and encodes 248 amino acids. Gene Ontology annotation, cellular component: RNA polymerase III complex. The transcript is spliced from 3 exons.